Messenger RNA from Paramuricea clavata, 6341 nucleotides. Lineage: Eukaryota; Metazoa; Cnidaria; Anthozoa; Malacalcyonacea; Plexauridae. The record is from the annotation of a GenBank genome assembly.
AUGAAGAACCUUGUCCUCAGCGUUAGUAACCUUGUCCUCACUGUGAGGUACCUUUCCUUCAGUGUGUGGUACCUUGUCCUCAGUGUGAGGUACCUUGUCCUCAGCAUGAGGAACCUUGUCCGCAGCGUGAGGAACCUUGUCCUCCGAGUCACGAACCUUCUCCUCUGCGUGAGGAACAUUGUCCUCAGCGUGAGAAACCUUGUCCUCAGCGUGAGGAACGUUGUCCUCAGUGUGAGGUACCAUCUGCUCAGCAUGAGGAACCUUGUCCUCAGUUUGAGGAACCUUGUCCUCAGUGUGAGGUACCUUGUCCUCAGCGUGAGGAACCUUGUCCUCAGCGUGAGGAACCUUGUCCUCAGCGUGAGGAACCUUGUCCUCAGCGUGAGGAACCUUGUCCUCAGCGAGAGGAACCUUGUCCUCAGGGUGAGGGACGUUGUCCUCAGCUUGAGGAACCUUGUCCUUGCUCGCACUGAGGACAAGGUUCCUCCCACUGAAGACAAAGUUCCUCACGCUGAGGACAAGGUUCGUCACGCUGAGGACAAGGUACCUCACAGUCUCACACGGAGGACAAGGUUCCUCAAGCGGAGGACAAGGUUCCUCAAACUGAGGACAAGGUUCCUCAAACCGAGGACAAGGCACCUCACACAGAGGACAAGGUUCCUCAAUAUGAGGACAAGGUACCUCACGCUGAGGACAAAGUUCUUCACUCUGAGGACAAGGUUCCUCACACUGAGGACAAGGUUCCUCACGCUGAGGACAAGGUUCCUCAAGCUGAGUACAAGGUACCUCACACUGAGGACAAGGUACCUCGCACUGAGGACAAGGUGCCUCACGAUCAGGACAAGGUGCCACACGAUGAGGACAAGGUUCCUCACGAUGAGGACAAGGUUCCUAACGCUGUGGACAAGGUUCCUUACGCUGACGUCAAGGUACCUCACACAGAGGAAAAGGUACCUCGCGCUGAGGACAGGUUACCUCAAAAUGAGGACAAGGUACCUCGCACUGAGGACAAGGUUCCUCACGCUGAGGACAAGGUUCCUCACGCUGACGACAAGGUACCUCAAACUGAGGACAAGGUUCCUCAAGCCGAGGACAAGGUUACUUACACGGAGGACAAGGAUCCUCACGCUGAGGACAAUGUUCCUCACGCUGAGGAAAAAGUACCUCACAUUGUGGACAAUUUACCUCAAGCUGAGAACAAGGUACCUCGCAAUGAAGACAAGGUUCCUCACACUGAAGACAAGGUUUCUCACACUGAGGACAAGGUUCGGCCGGCUGAGGACAAAGUACCUCACACUGAAGACAAGGUUCCUCACGCUGAAGACAAAGUUCCUCACGCUGAGGACAAGGUUCCUCACGCUGAGGACUAGGUUCCUCACGCUGAGGACAAUAUUCCUCACGCUGAGGACAAGGUUCCUCACGCUGACGUCAAGGUACCUCACCCUGAGGACAAGGUUCCUCACGUUGAGGAUAAGGUUCUUCACGCUGAAGACAAGGUUCCUCACGCUGAGAUCAUGGUACCUCACAGUCUCAUACGGAGGACAAGGUUUCUCAAGCUGAGAACAAGAUUCCUCACGCUGAAGACAGAGUUCCUCACGCUUCGGACAAGGUACCUCGCACUGAGUACAAUGUUCUUCACGCUAAGGACAAGGUUCCUCACGAUGAGGACAAGUUUUCUCACGCUGUGGACAAGGUACCUCACACUGAGGACAAGGUUCCUCAAACUGAUGACAAGGUACCUUACACUGAGGACAAGGUACUUCACGAUGAGGACAAGGUUCCUCACGAUGUGGAAAAGGUUCCUCACGUUGAGGACAAGGUUCCUCACGCUGAGGACAGGGUUCCUCAAGCUGAGGACAAGGUACUUCACAUUGAGGAGAAGGUACCUCACACUGAGGACAAGGUACCUUAGACUGAGGACAAGGCCCCUCACGCUGAGGACAAGGUUUCUCACGCUGAGGAAAAGGUACCUCAAACUGAGGACAAGGUUCCUCAAACCGAGGACAAGGUACCCACACUGAGGACAAGGAUCAUCAUGCUGAGGACAAUGUUCCUCACGCUGAGGAAAAAGUACCUCACGUUGAGGACAAGGUACCUCAAACUGAGGACAAGGGACCUCGCACUGAGAACAAUGUUCCUCACACUGAAGACAAGGUUCCUCACACUGAGAACAAAUUUCCUUACGCUGAAGACAAGGUUCCUCACGCUGAGACCAAGGUUCCUCACGCUGUGGAAAAUGUUCUUGACGUUGAGGACAAGGUUCCUCACGCUGAAGACAGGGUUCCUCAAGCUGAGGACAAGGUACCUCACAUUGAGGAUAAGGUUCCUCACAUUGAAGACAAGGUACCUCAGACUGAGGACAAGGUUCUUCACGCUGAGAACAAGGUGCCUCACGCGUGAGGAAAAGGUACCUCAACCUGAGGACAAGGUUCCUCACGCUGAGGAAAAAUUACUCACAUUGAGGACAAGGUACCUCAAGCUGAAGACAAGGUUCCUCACACUGAGGACAAGGUUUCUCAGGCUGAGGACAAGGUACCUCACACUGAGGACAAGGUUCCUCACGCUGAAGACAAUGUUCCUCACGCUGAGAACAAGGUUCCUCACGCUGAAGACUAGGUUCCUCACGCUGAGGAGAAGAUUCCUCACGCCGACGACAAGGUUCCUCACGCUGAGGUCAAGGUACCUCACCCUGAGGACAAGGUUCCUCACGCUGAAGACAAGGUUCCUCACGCUGAGGACAAGGUUCCUGAAUAUGAGGACAAGGUACCUCACGCUGAGGACAAGGUUCCUCACACUGAGGUCAAGGUACCUCACACUGAGGACAAGGUACUUCACGAUGAGGACAGGGUACCUCAAAAUGAGGACAAGGUACCUCGCACUGAGGACAAGGUUCCUCACGCUGAGGACAAGGUUCCUCACGCUGAGGACAAGGUACCUCAAACUUAGGACAAGGUUCCUCAAGCCGAGGACAAGGUACCUCACACGGAGGACAAGGAUGACAAUGUUCCUCACGCUGAGGUAAAAGUAGCUCACAUUGAGGACAAGGUACCUCAAGCUGAGGACAAGGUACCUCGCUGAGGACAAUGUUCCUCACGCUGAGGUAAAAGUAGCUCACAAUGAGGACAAGGUACCUCAAGCUGAGGACAAGGUACCUCGCACUGAUGACAAGGUUCCUCACACUGAAGACAAAGUUUCUCACACUGAGGACAAGGUUCGCCAGGCUGAGCACAAAGUACCUCACACUGAGGACAAGGUUUGUCACGCUGAAGGCAAAGUGCCUCACGCUGAGGACAAGGUUCCUCACGCUGAGGACUAGGUUCCUCACGCUGAGAACAAUAUUCCUCACGCUGAGGACAAGGUUCCUCACGCUGACGUCAAGGUACCUCACCCUGAGGACAAGGUUCCUCACGUUGAGGAUAAGGUUCUUCACGCUGAAGACAAGGUUCCUCAUGCUGACGUCAUGGUACAUCACAGUCUCACACGGAGGACAAGGUUCCUCACGCUGAGGACAGGGUUCCUCAAACCGAGGACAAGGUACGUCACACGGUUCCUCAAACCGAGGACAAGGUACGUCACACUGAGGACAAGGAUCCUCAAGCUGAGGACAAUGUUCCUCACGCUUAGGAAAAAUUACCUCACAUUGAGGACAAGGUACCUCAAGCUGAGAACAAGGUACCUCGCACUGAGGACAAGGUUCCACACACUGAAGACAAGGCUCCUCACACUGAGGACAAGGUUCCUCAGGCUAAGGACAAGGUACCUCGCACUGAGGACAAGGUGCCUCACGCUGAGAACAAGGUUCCUCACGCUAAGGACUAGGUUCGUCACGCUGAGGACAAGAUUCCUCACGCUGACGACAAGGUUCCUCACGCUGAGCUCAAGGUACCUCACCCUGAGGACAAGGUUCCUCGCGCUGAGGACAAGGUUCCUCACUCUGAAGACAAGGUUCCUCACGUUGAGGACAAGGUUCCUCACUCUGAAGACAAGGUUCCUCACGUUGAGACAAGGUUCCUCACGCUGAAGACAAGGUUCCUCAAACCGAGGACAAGGUACGUCACACUGAGGACAAGGAUCCUCAAGCUGAGGACAAUGUUCCUCACGCUGAGGAAAAAUUACCUCACAUUGAGGACAAGGUACCUCAAGCUGAGGACAAGGUACGUCGCACUGAGGACAAGGUUCCACACACUGAAGACAAGGCUCCUCACACUGAGGACAAGGUUCCUCAGGCUAAGGACAAGGUACCUUCCACUGAGGACAAGGUUCCUCACGCUGAGAACAAGGUUCCUCACGCUAAGGACUAGGUUCGUCACGCUGAGUACAAGAUUCCUCAUGCUGACGACAAGGUUCCUCACGCUGAGGUCAAGGUACCUCACCCUGAGGACAAGGUUCCUCGCGUUGAGGACAAGGUUCCUCACGCUGAAGACAAGGUUCCUCACGUUCCUCACGCUGAGGACAAGGUACCUCACAGUCUCACACGGAGGACAAGGUUCCUCACGCUGAGGACAAGGUACCUCACAGUCUCACACGGAGGACAAGGUUCCUCAAGCUGAGGACAAAGUACCUCAAACUGAGGAGAAGGUUCCUCAAGCCGAGGACAAGGUACCUCACACGGAGGACAAGGAUCCUCACACUGAGGACAAUGCUCCUCACGCUGAGGUAAAAGUACCUCACAUUGAGGACAAGGUACCUCAAGCUGAGGACAAGGUACCUCGCACUGAGCACAAGGUUCCUCACACUGAAGACAAAGUUUCUCACACUGAGGACAAGGUUCGCCAGGCUGAGCACAAAGUACCUCACACUGAGGACAAGGUUCCUCACGCUGAAGACAAAGUGCCUCACGCUGAGGACAAGGUUCCUCACGCCGAGGACUAGGUUCCUCACGCUGAGAACAAUAUUCCUCACGCUGAGGACAAGGUUCCUCACGCUGACGUCAAGGUACCUCACGCUGAGGACAGAGUUCCUCAGGCUGAUGACAAGGUACCUCAAACUGAUGACAAGGUACCUCACACGGAGGACAAGGAUCCUCACGCUGAGGACAAUGUUCCUCACGCUGAGGAAAAAGUACCUCCCAUUGAGGACAAGGUACCUCAUUCUGAGGACAAGGUCCUCACGCUGUGGACAAGUUUCCUCACGCUGAUUGCCAGGUUCCUCAUUGUGAGGACAAGGUAUCUCACGUUGAGGAUGCCAGGUUCCUCAUUGUGAGGACAAGGUAUCUCACGUUGAGGAUAAGGUUCCUCAAACUAUCUCACGUUGAGGAUAAGGUUCCUCAAACUGAGGACAAGGUACCUAACACUGAGGAUAAUGUACCUCACGCUGAGGACAAGGUCCUCACGCUGUGGACAAGGUUCCUCACGCUGAGGACAAGGUUCCUCACGCUGAGGGCAAGGGCAAGGGGCCUCACACUGAGGACAGGAUUCCUCACACUGAGGGCAAGGUUCCUCAAGCUGAAGACAAGGUUUCUCACACUGAGGACAAGGUGCGCCAGGCUGGGGACAAAGUACCUCACGCUGAGGACUGGUUCCUCACGCUGAGGACAAUAUUCCUCACGUUGAGGACAAGGUUCCUCACGCUGACGUCAAGGUACCUCACCAUGAGGACAAGGUUCCUCACGUUGAGGACAAGGUUCCUUACGCUGAAGACAAGGUUCCUCACGCUGAGGUCAUGGUACCUCCCAGUCUCAUACGGAGGACAAGGUUCCUCAAGCUGAGGACAAGGUUCCAAGGUUCCUUACGCUGAAGACAAGGUUCCUCACGCUGAGGUCAUGGUACCUCCCAGUCUCAUACGGAGGACAAGGUUCCUUACGCUGAAGACAAGGUUCCUCACGCUGAGGUCAUGGUACCUCCCAGUCUCAUACGGAGGACAAGGUUCCUCAAGCUGAGGACAAGGUUCCUCACGCUGAGGACAGAGUUCCUCACGCUGAGGACAAGGUACCUCGCACUGAGGACAAGGUUCUUCACGCUAAGGACAAGGUUCCUCACGCUGAGGACAGGGUUCCUCAAGCUGAGGACAAGGUACUUCACAUUGAGGAUAAGGUACCUCACACUGAGGACAAGGUACCUCAGACUGAGGAGAAGUUUCCUCACGGUGAGGACAAGGUUCCUCACGCUGAGGAAAAGGUACCUCAAACUGAGGACAAGGUUCCUCAAACCGAGGACAAGGUUCCUCACACUGAGGACAAGGAUCCUCACGCUGAGGACAAUGUUCCUCACGCUGAGGAAAAAGUAGCUCACAUUGAGGACAAGGUCCCUCAAGCAGAGGACAAGGUUCCUCGCAUUGAGGACAAUGUUCCUCACACUGAAGACAAGGUUCCUCACACUGAGGACAAGGGUUCUUCCUCACGUUGA